Messenger RNA from Quercus robur (English oak), 813 nucleotides. RefSeq lists its product as uncharacterized. Bases 1 to 813 code for a protein of 270 amino acids. Lineage: Eukaryota; Viridiplantae; Streptophyta; Magnoliopsida; Fagales; Fagaceae. The record is from RefSeq and is a predicted model, not a curated record. The transcript has a single exon.
AUGGCAGGUGAUCCCACGAAACGUAACCAGAAUCUAUAUUACGCAUAUCACCAAGAGCCGAGCCACACCACCGAUGAUUGCAGAAAUCUGAAAAACCACCUAGACCGUCUGGUCCGAGAGGGGAAGCUGCGACAUCUGCAGUAUCACCCUGUCGGAUGGCAGGAGCAGUUGAACGUCGAAACAAGGCAAAGCACAUUGAGACCACCCAUUGACAUGAUAAAUGUUAUUCUUGCCGCACCAGGACGGACCGGCUCCCAUCCUUUCAGAGUAAUGUCGGUAGGCAGGCUCCCCUCUAAAGUUGACGACAGGGAGUCCAAGAGGGCUAGGGGGAUGGCCAUGCCCCUAAUCGGAUUCUCGGAUGAGAACAAAUUGGGAACCCUCCAACCUCAUGACGAUGCCCUAGUCGUCACGCUCAGGAUCGGUGGAUAUGACGUGAAAAGGGUGCUAGUCGAUCAGGGCAGCGCCGUGGAAGUGAUGUAUCCCGACUUGUACAUGGGGUUGAAGCUGAAACCGGAGGACCUAACAGCAUACGAUUCCCCUUUAGUGAGUUUCGAGGGAAAAACCGUCACUCCGAAAGGCAUGAUUAGGCUGCCUAUACAAACAGACUCGAACGUGGUGGAGGUGGACUUCAUAGUGGUAGACGCAUACUCCCCCUACACCGCCAUCGUAGCCAGAUCGUGGCUCCAUGCCCUAGGGGCUGUGUCAUCAACCUUACACCAAAAGGUGAAGUAUCCAUCGAAAGGUCGAGUGAAAGAAGUAAUAGGGAACCAGGCCAUGGCCCAGCAAUGCAUGGUGUUAGCAAUCUCGGGAUGA